Lineus longissimus is the source of this 4284-nucleotide messenger RNA. Its product is annotated as protein inturned-like. The coding region runs from base 79 to 2823 and encodes 914 amino acids. The record is from RefSeq and is a predicted model, not a curated record. Gene Ontology annotation, cellular component: cytoplasm; cilium. The transcript has 19 exons. Lineage: Eukaryota; Metazoa; Nemertea; Pilidiophora; Heteronemertea; Lineidae. Gene Ontology annotation, molecular function: protein binding. Gene Ontology annotation, biological process: cilium assembly; nervous system development; establishment of planar polarity.
CAAAGAUGGUGGACAGGAGCACAACUUCUCGAUUUUGACACUAAAAAGUCCUUAAAAACAACUUGAAAUCAAAUUAUAAUGGCCGAUAAAACUAUUCCAGUUGAUCACCAGGGAACUAGGGAACUUAAUGAAUAUCAUAUUGACGACGAAAAUUAUGGGGAUUCUGCAGAAGAGGGUGAUGGAAGUUGGGAUUCGUACUCCGGCGAAGAAGAUGUUUAUGAACCCGAGUGGACAUCAGCAGUAACCGACCGUGGUGAUCUGUUCUACGUUGAACCAUCGGCACCAGAAAUCUCUACAAUAACAGCCGUUAGUAGUCUCAAGCAUCAGGAAAGAGACAAAGAUGAGGUCGGAGACAGCAGAAGGAAAGAUAAAAAGACAAUCAAGAAAUUGAAAAAGAUCAUUGGAAUAAAGAAAAACUAUGAAAAAUCACUUGUGAAUAACAAAAACCAGAACAAUCUCUCACACGGUGUCACAUUCCAGGAUACACCCUCUGGUGUCACAAAAGAGGCCUUGAUUUACGUUGAUCCAAAUCGCAACAACUAUGGACGAAAGGCGUCGUUGUGCGAGAGUCUUCUUGGAAUUAUUCCAGGGUUUUUCAGUGGGAAAAACGAUAGGCAGAAUGGUGGUGGAUUCGCAGACAGGCGCAUAAUGAUUCAAGGUCUCUUACCCAGUGGAGAGGCAAUGAAGUCUGGCCAAGUAAAAAUUGGUGAUUGGUUGAUGUCAGUUGAUGAUUACAAAGUUGACUUUGACAACAUUGAUGAUCUGCUUGCAUCAUAUAUUCAUCCAAGGAGGGUCAAGCUUUUGCUGCAGAAGUUUUGUGAAGAGGCUUACAUCACUCCUCCAGUGAUUAGGAAAAAUGACGAUGCUGAAAGUCUCGUUAAGUUUGUGAGCGGUGAGAAGACUGUUGAGGCAGAAGUAGCUCUGAGGAAUUUGCCUCAUGUGAUCAUGUACCUAACAUUGGAAAAUGUCUCUGAGAAUGUUCAGGACAAGAGUGACCUCCUGUAUCAGUAUCCCCUCGUUGACAGUAAGCUUGUGGAGGUCAGAGGCAUGUUCAUCACACUCUGCCAUACACUAUUGGAUGUAACCAACAACACUGCCAAAAAUUCUACCUUGAUUGUGGAUGAACGCUUGAUCCACGUUGGGUACAAGAUGGAAGAAAAAGAGGUUCUCAUUGUGGCUUUACCAGCAACAAAUGUGCCAUUGUUCAAGUUAAACCACCUGAUGGACGAUAUUGUACGGAUACUAACAAUGCUCUUUGGAACGCUGAAGAGUGCCUUUGGGAAGGAAGAGAAUAAAGAUCGGCUGGACCAUUUCUUCUCUUUGCUGUGCCAGAGGAUUCUGUUGAAAGACGAACUCGCCAAGCAAGGCAUCCAUUGUGAUGAGUGCGAGGAGAGCUUUCUUGAUGCGUUGCCUGGAGUACGGGCUCUAUCGUUACCUGAGGAUUUAAAGACUGAUAUUAGCAGUGCGCUGAGUGAAUUUGAAGCCGCAGAUUUUGGAGAAAUGUCUGAUGAUUAUUAUGACAUCAGAAGAUCCUAUACCAUCCUAGGAUCCUCUCUCUUUCACAAGGGCUUUCUGAUUUGCAAUCACUUGCAUCCUGAGGACAUGAUGGACAUUGCCCUGUACGUCAAAUAUUACUGCUUGCUGCUGAUGUCACAAGACCACCUGGCGGGCCAGGUAGUCAUUUGGAAAGAGAUCACACCAACUCGGAAGUCUCAGGUGGCCUCAUCAACCAACUCUGGGUUUAUUGAACCAGAUGCCAGAUGGUUCCUCAUGAUUGUUGGCAUGAAACAGAACCUAUUGUGUGCCAUGUUAGAAGCAGGAGGCUGUGCUGAAACAGCUGAUGGAAAUCCACCCCCUGAUCCAUUCUAUGUUGACCAAGCAAAGGCGACACUCUUGCACUUGGAUUCAACUGAGCUCCUUGGUCGAUGUGAAUCCCGCCUGAACCCACCGUCCGUCCCUGGUUUGGUGUGUGCUGAUUGGCUGUUCCCUGCUGGAAAGGCAGCCAAGGAGGAACAUACAGCCCAGUCGAAAGUCCAGACAUCACCCCGAUCAGCUGCUCCGAAGAAGUCUCAGCCAGAAUCAAUACUGAAGAAGAAGAAAAGUCCAUCGCAGGAACUAAAGAAAGGCCCAGGAAGUCUACCCGAGUCUGAUCGUGAUAGUAUCCAGUCUGCCGGAGCUGAUAGCAGCACAUCUACUCCCAUCAUGGGGAGGAGACCAAGUCAGAGGUCUUUAGGAUCGGAGGAGUCAGGGGGGAGUGUGGGUAGCACAAGUUUAUUCAGAAAUCCUCGGGGCCACAGGAAGUUGCCUAGUGCCUUUGAUUUGACUGCCAUUGGUCGGAAUCUGCCUGAUGGGAGUGAUGAUCCCACAGUAAAACUGACACAAGGUGCGGGAAAUGUGCUAUUUCAUUACGUUAAUGUUGAUAACGUAGACGGUGUCUAUAUCUGUCCGUCCAAGCAAGACGUCACAUUCCCAGGUGGCACCACCCAUACCCAUGUCAUCCAAAACUUCUUUGCGUGUUGCCAAAACAUCAAGAAGGUGUUUGAAAAGACAAUCAGAAUGAAGAGCCGAGGGAACUGCAACAACAACGAUAAACUUGGGUCUGACGAUGCUCUGGGCGAAGUGGAGGAGCAAGGUGUUUUAUUUGAAUGCACCCCAGCAAACUGGUCAGACAGUAAGAAGACACCUCCUAGUAUUACGUACUGGGUUGUUGGGCGAUUGUUCUUCGAUCCUUAUCCUCGGGAAUUCUACGUGUGCUUCCUUGACUCAACACCUCAGAACUUGGUGGAACUAGCAUUCAAAAUCAGCUUCGGGAUAGCAACUUGAGGUGUAGUUGCAUCCGGCAUAUGAUAUAGGAAAAGGGACAUACCUAAACCUUGCAUUGAGGAUCAGACAUUCUUAUGUAUGGGUUAGGACAGUAGCUCAUUAGAAGUCCACUGCAUUUGUGGCUGUGUUCAGAUGUGUAAAGCUCCCCACCUGAUUCUUUGUGGCUGGCUGUGUCUACUUUCAAUGGUGGCUUUCCAUUAUGUGACGAAAUGUGCUCAUAUCAUCGAUAAGUUUAACGCCACAUUAUGUGCACAUAUAUUUUGCUGCCAGAGUGAGCAUUAUUGUAACUGCCUUGCAUAAUUUAUUAUCAUUUCUUGCGUCCAAUUUAAUACUAUCAGAAAUCGUGUACAAAGACAUUGUCAAAUUUGAGGUGGAGAGGGCUUCCUCUUCGAAUUCUCUUUCGUAAGCUUUUUACAGGUGGUGAAAUUUUUCAAACAUCAUUUCUCCAUACCCUCGUUGAGAAUAGAGACCCUUGUUAGUUGUUUCAGUGAACAAGUUUCAGUAGAGAAAUGCUAUCCGUCCAUUGUCCGAGGCAUUUCCUGCCUAUUUUGUCGAGUGUCCAGAAACGUCCAAAACUUAACGGCUGUCAUCCAAAAAUAAGGGCUGCUGUACUGGGACCUGCAUUUUGAAGUUCUCUUUUGCAGAACCAUACAUUCCAUGAUCAGAAUACAGUAGCACUCGUGUUAAUUGUAGGUCACAACACUGACGAAUUUCAAUAUCAAAAUGAUUUUUUUACUUCAUUCAUAUAUAAGGCUGUUUGAGACUGUUGUACACGUUAAGCAUCAUGUGUAGGCAUAUGAAGAUAUGCUGGCCCACUAGUAUGUCGCAUAGUUUUUAUAUCAAUUCUUAAUGGGGAACCGGCGUGAUUUAUUCGCCGCGUGGCGCUGCAAUCGAUCAUACCAAAACUCUCCAUUUCCAAUGCAUUAUCAUGUUAUUCCUGAGCCCGAAAACGAUCGCUUAUUUUCGACUGAUUUCGGCGACGUUUGCAUCUUCCUGUUUUAAAUAUAUUAAGCUAUCAGUUUCUUAAGAUAAUUUUGCGGAAAAUAUGCGUGAUGCCAGUUAUUGGGCACGUUUUCUGUUGUUGAAAUCCUGUGCAAUAAUGUACGCAAUGGUUUCCCGUGAUUGACCUCAUGCGAUGUCAACAGACCAGAAAAUGACGUCAUGGCGUCAGAAGGUACGAUCGAUUGUGGCGCCGCCACUGGCAUUUAUCUUAACGCCGGUUCCUCAUUGCUGGCCGUUUAUGCUGUUGUUAAUCCUGUGUAACUUAAUUCAUGAAGUCCAUCCAGCAAUGCUUGAAAAGAUGUAGAAAAUAUUUAUUCUUUUUUUUACAUUUGUAUAUCGUUCAUGUAUAGCUGCUUAUAACAUUGUAUAAGUUUUACAUUUUCUUCAUAGUUUGCUGCUGUUUCAUGAACUGUAAUUUAUUAGAAAUAAACCUUUGUAAUAAAUAUCUUGAAAAACAUA